Molecule: messenger RNA, 970 nt
Organism: Monomorium pharaonis (pharaoh ant)
Lineage: Eukaryota; Metazoa; Arthropoda; Insecta; Hymenoptera; Formicidae
Exons: 2
Source: RefSeq, a predicted model, not a curated record
CAAAUAAUCUUUAUUUUGCUUCAGGUUACUUCAUUACUCUUGGAGGGUGAGCGCCGCAAAUUGGCAGUCUUGCAAAGGGAAUUGCAAGCAGCCCUCGAGGAAGGUGGAAGCGUAAAGGUGAAGGAAAAGCAGCGACAGGAAUUGCUGCACGCUAUAUCGAAAAUUCAAGGACAGCACGAGCAACUCGACAAAGAGUACAGGAUUCACGCUGCCGGUGUUCUCCUAUGCAACUCGAGAGGCUCCGGAAAGGUAAGGACAACAGACGACCAUUAUUCUUUCUUUUUUUAUUCGCGAUUUGUAAAAGACAAAUGAUCUUCUCGAUUAAUAUCUGCACGACGAAUUAUCGUCUUUCGUGAAACUCGAACGCUGUCAUUCGUUGACAUUUGACGCCUGAGUAUUCUCUGUUGCCCCUCGAAUCGGAUCGAUAGUUCCUUCAAGCUAACGAUGUCGCACUAAUCGAUAUUCACUUAUCAAAGUAUUCUCGUAAAUGUUCUACUUUCGUCCAAUUUUUAUGAAUCGGAUAAUAUGGGAUAUUUUUGAUUAAUUAUACCGUUUAAUGAUAAAAGCUACUUGAAUAAGUAAAGAACUUGCCUUUCAGAGAAAAAUAUUUAAAUAGAAGACAUUGGAAAUGUUGAUGAUGUAUAAACAAAUCCAAUUAAUUUGUCAUAAAUCGACAAAUGAUAAUAUAUAAAUCAUAUGAAAAUAAUAGUAUUUUAAAUAAUUAAAGAAAUGAUUGAAUGCUUUGAAAAGAAAGCUUUGCUUUUUGAAUUAAAAAUUUUUUAUUAUGAAGUUGAUUAGGACAGAAUGUUAUACGUUAUUGUUAGCAAUCCAGUAUGUAAUAUACACACACAUAUUAUAAUUGAAAUCGAGAGAAGCCCAACGAAGGAUUAUAACAGGAUUUUAAUACUCAAACAUAACAUUUUGUGUGAUUUUAUAUAUUUUUUCUGAUUCUUUAAAUAGCGCGACCGAA